AUGUCCAAGAAGAGCUCCAGCAGCCGAGCUAGGGGCGAGAAGCCGGACGCCUUGGCUGCCUUGCAGGCUGCCAAUGAAGAGCUCAGGGCCAAGCUCACCGACAUCCAGAUAGAGCUCCAGCAAGAAAAGAGUAAGGUCAGCAAGUUGGAAAGAGAGAAAAAUCAGGAAGUUAAGCAGAUCAAAGAGCACGAACAGCAUAAAAGUACAGUGGUGGUAACAGAGCUCAAAGUCAAACUUCAUGAAGAGAAAAUGAAGGAGCUCCAAGCUGUUCGAGAAGCACUUUUGAGACAGCAUGAAGCUGAACUACUUAGAGUAAUAAAAAUUAAAGACAAUGAAAUCCAGAGACUACAGACCCUUCUCAAUGCAGUGCGCGAUGGGGCUCCUGACAAGGUGAAAACGGUGCUGCUCACGGAGGCGAAGGAGGAGGCCAAAAAGGGGUUUGAAGUUGAGAAAAUAAAAAUGCAGCAAGAAAUUUCAGAGCUGAAGGGGGCCAAGAAACAAGUGGAAGAGGCUUUAACUAUGGUCAUCCAAGCUGACAAAAUUAAAGCAGCAGAGAUAAGGAGUGUGUAUCACCUGCAUCAAGAGGAGAUCAGCAGAAUUAAGAGGGAGUGUGAGAGAGAAAUUCGUAGACUGAUGGAGGAGAUUAAAUUUAAAGACAGAGCAGUCUACGUGCUGGAGAGAGAGUUAGGGGUUCAAGCCGGGCAUGCUCAGAGACUGCAGCUCCAAAAGGAGGCUUUAGAUGAACAACUGUCCCAGAUCAAAGAGUCUGACCGGCAUCUGAGCAGCCCCAAGCGGGAACUUCCUUAUCCAAGUGGUGCAGGAGACGCUUCAGAUCAUUCGGGAAGCCCCGAACAGCAGUUGGAUGAAAAGGAUGCCCGGCGUUUCCAGCUUAAAAUCGCUGAGCUGAGUGCCAUCAUCAGGAAGCUGGAGGACCGGAACGCGCUGCUGUCGGAGGAGAGAAACGAGCUGUUAAAACGUCUUAGAGAAGCUGAAAGUCAGUAUAAGCCCAUUUUGGACAAAAACAAACGCCUUAGUAGGAAGAAUGAAGAAUUGUCACAUGCCUUACGUCGAAUGGAAAAUAAAUUAAAAUUUGUAACGCAAGAAAACAUAGCAAUGAGGCAAAGGGCUGGAACAAUAAGGAGACCGAGCUCUUUAAAUGACCUUGACCACAGCCAGGAAGAAAGAGAAGUUGAUUUCCUGAGACUACAAGUUAUUGAACAGCAAAAUAUCAUUGAUGAACUCUCCAAGACACUGGAAACUGCUGGCUAUGUGAAGAGUGUCAUGGAACGUGAUAAGCUGUUAAGGUAUAGGAAGCAAAGGAAAAAAAUGACAAGAAUUCCUAAGAAGCCGGUUGUGGAGACGUUUUUUGGCUACGAUGAAGAAGCUUCCCUGGAGUCUGAUGGUUCCUCCAUCUCGUACCAAACUGACCGGACAGAUCAAACCCCUUGCACUCCUGAAGAUGACUUGGAAGAGGGCAUGGCCAAGGAAGAGACAGAACUGCGGUUUCGGCAGCUGACGAUGGAGUACCAGGCUCUCCAACGAGCAUACGCCCUAUUGCAAGAACAGGUCGGAGGAACAUUGGAUGCAGAACGAGAAGUUAAGACACGUGAGCAGCUCCAAGCAGAAAUACACCGAUCUCAGGCUCAGAUAGAAGACCUGGAGAAGGCCCUUGCUGAGCAGGGGCAGGACAUGAAGUGGAUUGAGGAGAAGCAAGCGUUGUACAGAAGAAAUCAAGAACUGGUAGAAAAGAUAAAACAAAUGGAAGCCGAGGAAGCUCGCUUGAAACAUGAUGUCCAGGACGUGAAGGAUCAAAACGAGCUCCUGGAGUUCAGGAUCCUGGAGCUCGAAGAGAGAGAAAGACGGUCGCCGGCCAUCACCUUCCACCACGGUCCUUUUACAGAGGGGAAAAGCCCUCUCCAAGUCUACUGCGAGGCAGAAGGUGUAACAGACAUAGUAGUAGCAGAGCUGAUGAAAAAACUGGACAUUUUAGGGGAUAACGCCAAUCUGACCAAUGAAGAGCAAGUAGUUGUUAUACAAGCAAGGACAGUUCUCACGUUGGCUGAAAAGUGGCUACAGCAGAUAGAAGUGACGGAGGCUGCGCUGCAGCAGAAGAUGCUGGAUCUGGAGAACGAAAAGGAGCUGUUCAGCAAGCAGAAGGGCUACCUGGACGAUGAGCUCGACUUCAGGAAACAGUCCUUGGACCAGGCUCACAAGCAAAUUCUGGAAUUAGAAGCCAUGCUCUAUGAUGCCCUGCAGCAAGAAGCUGGAGCCAAAAUUUCCGAACUUCUUUCAGAAGAGGAGAAAGAGAAACUGAAGAGCGCCGUAGAGCAAUGGAAGCGGCAGGUGAUGAGCGAGCUCCGGGAGAGGGACGCCCAAAUCCUGCGAGAAAGGAUGGAGCUCAUUCAGCACGCACAGCAGAGAAUUAAAGAGCUAGAAGAAAGAAUUGAAGGCCAAAAAAGACAAAUAAAAGAGUUAGAGGAAAAGUUUUUAUUUUUGUUUUUAUUUUUCUCUUUAGCUUUCAUUCUUUGGUCAUAG
This is a messenger RNA of Opisthocomus hoazin, 2535 nucleotides long. RefSeq names its product Janus kinase and microtubule interacting protein 3 (gene JAKMIP3). Lineage: Eukaryota; Metazoa; Chordata; Aves; Opisthocomiformes; Opisthocomidae. Gene Ontology annotation, molecular function: kinase binding; microtubule binding. The record is from RefSeq and is a predicted model, not a curated record.